AUGGUAGCUGAAUGCAAAGGCGGUUAUUUUGGAGCUUAUUGUGCAUCCAGGUGCAGUCCUAAUUGUGAGAACGGGAUCUGUAAUCAACAAACGGGUGAAUGUACAUCCUGUAAAAACAAUUGGAAAGGCAUAUUUUGUAAUGAGUGCCCUGUCGGCAAUUAUGGAGAUAGUUGUAUCCCAUGCAGUGUAAACUGUAAAUUAUUAAGCAGUGAGUCGAGACAAGUGUGCAACAAUUUCACUGGUGUCUGCAUUCACGGGUGUACAGAAGGCUGGAGCGGUGAAUAUUGUAAUGAAACUUGUAGGUCAACUACCUAUGGUGUAAACUGCAGCAAAACAUGCUCAGCGUUUUGUGAAAAUAAAAUAUGUGAUCAUAUUACUGGGAGAUGCGGUACAUGCAUGGAGAACAGAUAUGGCGAAUUCUGUGAAUAUUCUUGUGAAAGAUGUGAUGGUAGUUGUGAUCGAUAUAACACCAUUUGUGUUAAUUGUAAGACAGGAUACUUUGGUCAAAACUGCAUGAAAAAUUGCAGCAUCUCUUGCCUUGGAAAAGUUUGUGAACAAACAAAUGGACAUUGUCCAUCCUGUGAACCAGGGUUUAAGGGAUUAUUUUGUGAAGAAUGCGAAUCUGGAAAGUUCGGCGAGAAAUGUUCUGAUUCUUGUAGUAAGAAUUGUGUCAACAUCACUUGUAGUCGUAAAGGAGAAUGUGAUGGUGGCUGUAAAAGCGGAUGGAUAGGGUUUCGAUGUGACAAUCCAUGUCCUGAGGGAUCGUAUGGUGAAAAAUGUCUAUAUCAAUGCAACAACAAUUGUGCAGCCGGUUGUAACCAUGUUCAUGGCGAUUGUAAUCAAGGCUGUUCAGCUGUUGGUUUACAACCCAAAAGAUGUGAUAAACCCUGUUUACCAAAAUACUAUGGAUUAAACUGUGUAUCGAUAUGCAGCAGUAAUUGUGCUGAAUCUGGCCUCUGUCAUCCAGAAAACGGGAGCUGUGUGUCGGGAUGCAGCCCUGGAUAUUCAGGAGAUCUGUGUUCUACCGAAAUAAACAAGCUAAAAGAUGACACAAAGGAAUCAACUUCCGAAUCUAUUCCAUAUAUCGGGUUAGGAGUUGGAAUUUUGCUGCUGCUUGCUGCAGUUAUCGUUGCUUUUAUUUACAUAAGGAAGCGACAUAUUGGAGGAAAAAAUAAUCAACCCGAACAUGAAGGUGUAACGUUUCAACAACAAAGCCCGAUACCUUUUUCUGUAAUAGUAGAAGACCCGGAAGAAGAGCCAAUAAGAGAGGACCCAGCAGAAGCUGUCUACUAUACCAAUGUAUCGGCAGCUAAAAACAUAGACGUAAAAGAUUUGCUUUUGGUCAUAGAAGACAGAGAACAGAAAGAAAAAGCUGGUUUUACCAAGGAAUUUAAGGAACUACCAUAUGGGGAGAGGUUUGACUGUACCACAGCGAAAUUAGAAGAAAACAUUCCAAGAAACAGAUUCAAAACAACUUUUCCAUAUAAUCAUUCGAGAGUGGUGCUACAAAUUGAUGACGAAUUCAGUUCCGAUUACAUAAAUGCAAAUUACAUAGAGAAUAUGGAAGGUACAAGGGCAUAUAUUGCUUCUCAAGGACCGAAAGAAAACACUUUGAUUGACCAUUGGAGGAUGAUUUGGCAAGAGAAAGUGGAUUACAUUGUAAUGUUGACAAAUCUUAUAGAGGGUCGCAAGGUUAAAUGUCACCAAUACUGGCCGGAUGAAAAUGACAAAUUAGAGAUUGGAUCAUUUACAAUACAUUUGAUAGAAGAGAAAAAAUACGCCUAUUUUAUCAAAAGAACAAUGACACUCCAAAAAAGAGAGGUAACGAAGUCCCGGACAGUUAUUCAGUUUCACUACACCAGAUGGCCUGACCAUGGAACUCCCAAUCCUUUGAACCUUACUAUUUUCUAUGAACAUUUUAAGCACAAUUCCUUCAACUCAAACAAUCCUGUCCUUGUCCAUUGCAGUGCAGGUGUUGGUAGAACAGGCACCUUUAUUGCUCUCGAUGCAUUAGAAAAAUACGGAAGAAAGACGGGAAAGGUGAAUGUCAUAGAAUUUGUCAGGGCGAUGAGGAAAAACAGAAUGUCCAUGAUUCAAAACAUUGAUCAAUAUAUUUUUCUGUAUCAUGCACUCUACGAGACCUUCAGAAGGAAAAGUGUGUUCAUUCCGCGACUUGAUUUCGCAAGGAAAUUUUCACAAACUGAUAAACGAGAGACAAGAAAACAAAUAACCGAUGAAUUCAACGAUUUAACUAAGCUGAAACCGAAAUAUGACGCCAGUGACUACAGAAGUGGAAAGAAGUAUCUGAAUAUGAACGCUGUAAAAACGAUUCUGCCCGUUGAACGCUACAUCGUUUAUUUGUCUUCAUCAUUGAGAGGGAGGGAACCUUACUACAACGCAGUUUCAUUGUCGUCAUUUACUAGUGCAGAGGAGUUUAUUUCUGCGCAACAUCCGGUGAAUGGAGCUGGAGUUGACCUUCUUCACCUCUUGAUAGAACAUGCAUCCCCGUUUUUGAUUUCGAUGAAUCCUAUUGAGAAUAUUAUAGAGGUAAGAAACUGGUUCAAUGACAGCGAGAAAAGCACAAUUGUUGGACCAUUUGGAAUAACAAAAGUUGAACAAAAAAAAUUUACGGACGGUGUACGGAAAACCAUUAUCAAAGUGCAAAGAAAGCAGGCAAAAAGUCACAAUAUCCAAAUUUUUGAAUGUCUUGAUUGGAAUGCGACUGAUAUUUUACCAGAGAGAUGUUCAACUCUAAUAGAAUUAGUAAAGCAGUUUUGCUUAGAUAGAAGGAGGAAUCCAGAGGGUCAAAUAACCAUUUUAUCACGGGAUGGUGCGACCUGCUGUGGAGUAUUUAUUGCUGUAUAUAACGCCAUAGAACAGCUACAACAGGACGAGGAGGUGGACAUAUUUACCAUAGUACAGCAGAUACAGUGUAGAAGACCGGAAAUGAUAUCUACAAAGGAAGAAUACGAGUUUUGUUACAAGGCUGUUUGUGCAUUCUUGGAAACCGAAAAUAUUUAUGCCAACACCUCUAAUUGAGACAUAACGUAUACCGCAAAUAUACUUACUUAUGUAGUGUAUUCAAAUAUAUAGAUCUUUGUACAUGUUCAUUGACGGAAUGUUUCAUGGUUGCAAAUGCAUUGCAAUGAAUAUAUCUCGGUUAUCUUUCAGCGAUUUCUUAGCAAGAAUUCGGUUGUUUUUAACACCUUUGAUAUGUUGUUCAGAUGUAUUUGGUGAUACUUUUUGUUUGAAAAUCAAUGAUUUACUAUAAUUUUAUUGUAAUUGUGAGAUAUACAAACCACCACCAGGACUUUUUGAUGCUUCAUUUGAAUUAUUAUUUAAUGUUCAUAUGGACAAGGUUCAUCUUUACAUAAAAAGUGAAUGUUUUAAAAACAGUCUGUUAAAUUGCACUUUUGUUUAUCCUUACAUACAAAAGAAUGUAUCUGAGUGGAUAACAUAUUAUUUUAACUAUACGCAUAGCUUAUGAUCUAAGACAAUUCCUUAAAUAACAGCUUUAUUGAUAUAUACAUGUACUUGUA
This is a messenger RNA of Saccostrea cuccullata (small rock oyster), 3539 nucleotides long. RefSeq names its product receptor-type tyrosine-protein phosphatase alpha-like. NCBI's taxonomy places the organism in Eukaryota, Metazoa, Mollusca, Bivalvia, Ostreida, Ostreidae. The record is from RefSeq and is a predicted model, not a curated record. The transcript has 25 exons. The coding region runs from base 1 to 3039 and encodes 1012 amino acids. Gene Ontology annotation, molecular function: protein tyrosine phosphatase activity. Gene Ontology annotation, biological process: protein dephosphorylation.